AUCACACGUUUGUUUGUCAACAUAACAUCAGUUGGAAUAUCAUCUGUUGCAAAAUUGCAAGUUUGAAGUUGUUUAAGUUUCAAAAACUUAAACUUUCCAUUAUUUGCCAGUUAACAAAAUUUUAGAGUUAGUUAAUUUAUUUGAAUAAUGUAAAACCACAAACAGCUGACGUGAACUUAACCAUGGAAAAAAUUGCUUGCAACAAUUGUUCCACUGAGAAUUCAGAAUUGGUUUCAAUAAUUAGAAAAACUACGAUAGAUAACGAGGAGGAUGUUGACGAGUUAUCCAUUUCCGCCGGUUUUUCUCACCUGGUGGAUUUCUGGCUAGGGGAAACUCACCGCGAGGAGGGGGAGGACUCCCCAUUAUUAAAUUUCUGCCCCCAAUGUUCCCAAGUUUUCCAAAAUGUGUACAAUGUUUCGCUCCAAUUUAUCCAAAUGACCGACAAAGAAGGCGAACUUUGCAAGAAAUUGAGCCACCUUAGAGAGCAAAUAUCCACCCCGCGACCCCACCCAAGGUUGCGGAAAAGGCGACAAUUUUCAGAAAUCAAGAAUAGAAAAUCUAGUCUCGGUUUUUCAAAAAUAUAUGACAACCCUGCCACAUCACGGAAUACAAGAUUAAGAAGUACUGGUCUCCAUGACGACGACAACGCAUCCCAAAAGAUUAGAGAGAAGAAAGGAGUCGAGGAGGACGAUUUACUCGCAAAAAUAAAGGAGGAAUCAGUAUCCAGUGACGAGAACGAAAUUAGUCAUGAACAAUUAGUCGAAACUGUUAUGUCGAAUGAGGACGAUUUUAUGAAUUCAGGUGACGACGACGAUGACGACGAAUUAGCCGAGUUUGAAAUCAACCCCUUAAAAAAUGAAGAUUCUGACGAUUCUUCCUCCCAAUCUGACCGCCCAUCGAGACAACGACGUUCCGCUAAAACCCCGCAGCGACGGAUCCCCUGCCCAGUUGAUAAUUGUGAUAAGACCUUCGCACGAAGAGAUCGGUUUCACACCCAUUUAAAGAAUUUCCAUCAAGACGUCAACAAAAAAGGGUUUAGCAUGGGGCGCACGUACCCAAAAACUGUUCCCUGUCCGAUCGAAUCCUGUUCCAAAAUGUUUUCGAGACGGCAUCGCUUGGACCUUCAUUUAAAAGCGGUGCAUCCCCAGGCGACAAGCGAAGAGGGUGGGGUUGACGUCGUCAAAAAAAGGGUACGACGACGGCUGGAGAAAGCUUGUCCCCUCUGCGGAAAAUUGGUGCGGUCGACGAAUCUACAGUUUCAUAUUAGAACGCACUCGAACAAGGGAUCGAAAAAACACUCUCAAUUUUGUUCCAAAUGGAGGAAUGCAUCGGAACAAAAUUAACCGAGUACUGGACAGAUACGAGGAACGCGGAAAUGCAGAUUUCAAAAAAUCAGUUUGCCGACCUGCCCUACUGGGAUCGGUGAAAGUAGUGAAGAGAGUGGACAUAGCUUUUCUCAAGAAACAUUAUUUAUUAUUUUCAAGAGUUCGAAUUCUAAACUCUAAUUGAAAAGUGUAUCAUAAAGAGAUUGACCCCCUUCAUCAAAAACAAGCAUGUCAUGGACAUGACGACAUCCCACUAUGACAAGAUUGUGACCGACUUUUUUCGAAGCAAAAAUAUCGAUUUUGUUGAAAAAAGAGACGGCGCUCCAAAUUUACGUCAAGCGAGUCCAAUUGAACGGUUUUGGGCACUAAUUAAGAAGGAAUAUUCCAAUAGACAAAAACCACCCGAAAACUUGCGAGAAUUUAUACAGGUCAUGACGGCAAUAAUAAAACUCGUUGGGGAAACCAGUGGCAAAACGUUCUUGCGACCGUUCGCAAAAAGCUUGGCUCAAACGGAAGGAAUGGAGUGUUUGGACCAUUGGUGGACAAUUACAGAGCAUGGGCCAUCCUUACGUAGAAAUUUUUAACAAUUUUUCUAACCUACAUAUGAAUUUUUUUUGGAUAAUUGACUUGCACGAUCUGAUGCCCCUUGUUCUGGGCUACAGGCCUACAGCGCUUUUUCCUUCAUGAAAACACUUCCUGACACUUUUGAAGGCUUAUUUUUAACCACUCGUCCAAAAGACUUUUCCAAAGUCAAUUUACAGUCGUAGAUAAUUUGUACAUUUUCUCCACAAUGCACAGCAAAUUGAUCUUCUCCCAUUCAAGUCAUCUACCCUGAACAAAGCUUCAUCGAUUGUGACCACCUCUUCGUCCCUACCUCCAGCAAGGUGGUUCUGGUACAGCUUUUUGUUGCAAAAAGUGACAAUUAGUGAUGUAACGCAGGUUCAACGCAGUUUUGCCUUCAUCAGUUUGAUUUUGUCUAAAUCACGUUUAACGACUCUUUGAAUAGUUGUGGGCUUCGAUUUUAGUAGUUUUGCCAUACUGCGAAUACCCAUUAGCAAUUCCUGGUCGAUCAAACGGUAGAACAUCGUUUUUAGCUUUUUCGACCGAUUUACUAGGGCGCGGUUUAUAGGGGGAGGAGGCAAUCCCUGAUUAAUGGCUAGUCUUCUAACACCUCGUAUAUUUAUUAUUCUACAAAUUGAGACCAAAGAAAUUUCAUGCCCAUGUGCAUUCUGCCUUUUUUAUCACAUUUCCGGUGAAAUUCUGACUGGAAAACUUUUUUUGGUGUACCUCCACUUAAAAUGGUCAUGGAGGAGCCAUUUUUCAGAACUUGGAGUAGAAAAAAAUCAGAGUCUUAUCUAAUUGGUUUGUCUAUCAAACAGCGUAGGCCGGGUUUGUUUAAGUUGUGCCAGAUUUUUCGCGCAAGCGUUUGAAAAUUUCUACGUAAGGAUGGCCCAUGCUCUGUAUAAGUAGCUACAGUCCCCAUCUAUAAUUUAUAUAAAUUUCACCAAAUUUCCUGUUACCAUUCAUUUUUUACACGCAAUAAACCAACUGCCACUUUCAUUAGUAUCACCCCCUUACAUGCCUAUGCUCAAUUUGUGAGAUACAUGAAGAUUAUUAUUCGAACGCCAUAUUGAAAUUUUGAAAUUUUAUUUCA
Folsomia candida is the source of this 2979-nucleotide messenger RNA. RefSeq names its product zinc finger protein 391. Gene Ontology annotation, biological process: regulation of transcription by RNA polymerase II. Gene Ontology annotation, cellular component: nucleus. The transcript has 4 exons. Bases 183 to 1343 code for a protein of 386 amino acids. Lineage: Eukaryota; Metazoa; Arthropoda; Collembola; Entomobryomorpha; Isotomidae. The record is from RefSeq and is a predicted model, not a curated record. Gene Ontology annotation, molecular function: RNA polymerase II cis-regulatory region sequence-specific DNA binding; DNA-binding transcription activator activity, RNA polymerase II-specific.